Aphanomyces invadans is the source of this 1703-nucleotide messenger RNA. RefSeq lists its product as hypothetical. The transcript has 5 exons. The record is from RefSeq and is a predicted model, not a curated record. The coding region runs from base 45 to 1598 and encodes 517 amino acids. Lineage: Eukaryota; Oomycota; Saprolegniomycetes; Saprolegniales; Verrucalvaceae.
GACAUUGGGUGCUGUCGGGUCGUUGCCGCCGUUGUCACUUGCAAAUGUCAAUGACCGUCGUUCGUCGGCAAUCGAGCCUUCUUCGGGCGCACAGCUUCAAUCAUGACGAAGUCUUGGCGCGUCUCCAUCGCCUGCCAAGCCUAAAACCCACGACGAUGGUCCCGCUCCCGAGCCCGGUCUUCUGGGAUGUUGAAGCAAUACACGACAUUGAGGCAGAGGUGUCGCCAACCCCGUCGAGGAAUCGGUUGGCGGGGGCGUUGUACAUGCUCCUCGGUUUAGAAUUCCACGUGUGGCUUCCCAUGAACGCCUUCACGCACGCACUGAUCCAUGACAACGCCAUGCUUGUCCCGUUCACCCUCCUCGUCGUGCUACUUGGCACGCCACUGCUUCUCUUCCCAGUGCUGGUGUGUCUCAAAGUAGACGGGACCAUCGCAGCGUCGUGGUGCAUGUGCUUUACACCGCUUUGGAUCGUGCAUGCCAUCGACAACAUCUACUGUCCAUGGCUAGCCCACGUCAAGAAGUCUGCCAUGUCAAACACAAUGCCUGCUCCGCCAUCGUCGCACCAAAGCAGUGAUGUACCGGCAAGUCCGCAGCCUCAGUCGCCGUCUUCUCCAAUGCCAACGACACCUGCGGAUUCGAGUGACGACAUGCACGCGUCGACCACAGCGUAUUCGAUUCAAGCUACGGCCGGCAACUUCAGUCGUGCCUCAUCGCUGGCGUCCCCACAAUCACGUGUUGUAGCAGCAGAGCACACCACGGUCCCACAACCCGAUUCGACCUCACCUCCCGCUAAAGGAAACAGAUUCAACGGGUACCACAACUCGACGAGCAUGCAGCCCGUCCGGCUCAAACAACGUCGGACCUUGCGUUCAUGUAGGCGCGAUAUCGUCAUGACGGUCUGCGUCGUUGCAGCUGAAGUAAUGGUGGCACUCCGGCUGGACGGGUUCCUGGCGUCUGUGCCGUGGGUCGUUGUGUUUGGGUGCCCGCUUGUCGUCUACUAUGGCAUGCAGUGGAACGACACUUCGUUUACGUGGUGGUUUCGCGACUGCUUGUUCCAUGUAGCGCAAGUCAUUUUCGUCGCGCUCAAGGCGGAUGGGUUCUUGACGGGCUGGUCGUGGGCCACAGUGUUUCUCCCGACGUGGUUGGCAGCCACCAUCGUGGUCUACAUCGUGACUCACGAUGCCUGGGUGGCGCUGUACCGGACCACAGAACCAGAGCCCCCGUUGAGCGCCGUCGGGCGUGUCCUCGUCAUUGUAGCCGUCGUUUGGUACUUUGUGCCGUAUAUUCUCGUCGUCGCGAGUUUGGACGGCAUCGUGACCUUCCCCUCGAUCCUCGUCGUGCUUGUGCCGUGGCUCGUAGUCGUCGGCGGCUGGAUCUCGAUGGCCGUUCUCGCCGCACUCGAAGACGACCAAGUAGGAUCACCCGACAUUUUGCCCGUCAAUCGCUUCGAAAGCACGGGGUGGUACAUCGUGUUACCGUGGACCACCAUGAACGUGUGGUUACUGCUGCUCAUGGUCGCGGCGGUGGUUUACGCGGUGAACGACGGCGGCAGCACCACCACCCCCGAGGCUGCACGCGCUGAUUCGAAUCACCCAUAGGCAGAGGUGUUGUGCCUUGCGCCUGGCACCACAGAUAAUGAAACAGCCCCCCCCCUCCGUUGCAAAGUUGGAGAUGGUGGAGGAAAGCAUGUCUUGGUGAAUUGU